CCCGAGCUGCUGGAGCUGGAGCAGGGUGCAACAGGUAAACAUGGCGUCCCCAAGGUUUGAAGUCAGUGGAACAUCUGCGGCUGUCAUCUCAGACAACAUGCACGUCACCCGAGCCAAUCACCCUGUAGUUUCCGGAGGCUAUGGACAAGACACAGGAGUCACAGGCUUACAGGUCCCAGCCAGUGUGAUGCAGCCUGUUAGAGGAGCCCCAAGCUCCCCCCGUGUAUCCAUAGGGUUCCAGAAUCCACCCGGAAUGUCACACUUGUCAAAGGCACCUGCUGGGAUUCAGAAUCCUUCGGUGGUGAUCCAGAAUCCCGUUGGAAUGGUGAAUUCCCAGACUCCGCCCACAGGGGCUCUGAAUGUAACAGGAACAACCACCCCACAGGACGCACCCAUGGUGAACCAGAAUCCCACCAUGCUUUCUCCAGGAACCACAUACACUGCAGACCAACCUCCUUGGUCCAUAUCAUUUGGACACGUUACUUCAUUUGACUUGAAGAAAUUCGUGAAUGAAGAGGUCAAGCCAUUAGGGCAAUCCAUCUCUUGUAACAAAUGUUCCAAGGGAAAGAGGAGUGGUGAGCCCCAUGCGUGGAGAAGGGGCUCUCAUUGUGCAGCUUAGAUGGAAGAAGAGACAUCCCUAGCCUAUUCUCUCUCCACCCUUCUCCAAGGGACACUUUCAUUCCUUCCAGGAGGGAAGCAGGAAGUCGAGGCCAGAGAAAGGGGGGCACCAGGCUAGAAGCAGAUCUAUCUUCAAUAUUGUUCAUCUAUGAUCGGUUAUGAUUGGUUUCCAUCUAAGUUUUGAUUGUUUUGUCAUUUGGGGGGA
Molecule: messenger RNA, 823 nt
Organism: Trichosurus vulpecula (common brushtail)
Lineage: Eukaryota; Metazoa; Chordata; Mammalia; Diprotodontia; Phalangeridae
Product: membrane-spanning 4-domains subfamily A member 18-like
Exons: 3
Coding region: 41-619 (192 amino acids)
Source: RefSeq, a predicted model, not a curated record